GGACAUGGAUUGUUGUUGUUACCAGCAGAGGGGGCAGGAGACGAUGUGACGAGCAGCCCCCCCUCUGUACUCAACAGUACUGCAACACGUAGUACUUCAUUUCUCAAAUUCUCGUCGAAAUAAAACAUAUUGUUUUACACGUAUUUUUGUUGGUAUUUAUUUCAUUCCACAUUCGACACCGACGAGGUCUUCCGCGACAGGGAUCGCCCUGAUUUUAGCCAACAACAACAGAGCUUUGCAUACAGAUUUCCAUAUAUUCCAUUUCGACGGGCGGAGGAGUCCGACCGGGGGACGUAGGUCAUUUAGAUUCGUCCGGUCACUUGACUCCCCUCAUUUCCAAAGAAUCACGAUCCCAUCUUCAGGCGGCCAGGAACUUCCCUCACAGAGGAGACGAGGCGAUGGCGAUAAAGUGAGUUACUGCAUAUUUGAUUACUCCGUUGUCAGUCCGAAGCCAUGUGGAAAGUAUCCAGGAGUUUUUCGAUCGCUGUAAGUUGUACCCCGAUUUUGGUUUGUAUUUCUCUGAAGCACACAUUUAACCCGACGAAUGAGUCUUCGGGUCGGGAUCCGUGGCCGCCGAGUUCACGCAGAAACUUGGUCAGUGAUUGAUUGUGAUCCUCUGUUCAAGGGUAGAUUGUGUUGCUUUCCCAAGGAUCCGCUGGAUGAUGUCGAGACUUGGAGUGAAUCUGUGGACAAACUCCUCAGCUGCAAAGCCGGACAGAUAGCUUUUCGGGAGUUCCUGAAGUCGGAGUACAGUGAGGAGAACAUUUUGUUUUGGCUGGCCUGUGAGGAGUACAAAAAAAUCAAGACGGACCCGGAGAUGAUUUCAUCCGCCAACAGGAUUUACUCAGAGUUCGUCCAAACAGAAGCUCCCAGACAGAUCAACAUAGAUUGUAAUACCAGGGAAAACAUAUCCAAGAAUAUCUCCAAGCCUACCCUGACUAUGUUCGAGUCUGCACAGAAGCUCGUCUACAGUCUGAUGGCCCGGGACUGCUAUCCACGCUUCCUAAAAUCAGACAUUUAUCAGGGACUCCUGAGGAGAACAGAUUCAAGGUGACUUUCUUUUUCCAAAAAGUUGACCGUGGAAUCCUGUCCCCCCCAACC
Molecule: messenger RNA, 1101 nt
Organism: Cynoglossus semilaevis (tongue sole)
Lineage: Eukaryota; Metazoa; Chordata; Actinopteri; Pleuronectiformes; Cynoglossidae
Product: regulator of G-protein signaling 21-like
Exons: 3
Coding region: 545-1054 (169 amino acids)
Source: RefSeq, a predicted model, not a curated record